AUGGUGACUGGGAGCAGGAGGGGCCGCGGGGGUGGGGGCGGGCCGAUCGGGCAGGAGGAAGAAGAAGAAGGGAAAAAAGAUGGAGCUGACAUGUGGGGUCCACUCCAGCUCAACAUCUUAUCCACAUACACAUGCCAUGUCACCCUGAUGUAUCAAGGCAAGAGCACGGAGAAAGGAUGGGGCCUAAACCUCGGUGAGCUAGCCAGGAUCUGCAAGGGUGGGUGCAUCAUCCGCGCCAGCUUCCUGGACCGCAUCAAGAAGGCCUACGACAGGAACGGUGAGCUCGCCAACCUCCUCAUCGACCCUGAGUUCGCGCAGGAGAUCAUGGAUAGGCCAGCUGCGUGGAGGAGGGUCGUCUGCCUCGCCAUCAACAAUGGCGUCAGCACCCCCAGCAUGUCCGCAAUUCUGGCCUACUUCGACUCCUACCGGAGGGACAUGCUUCCAGCGAACCUCGUCCAGGCCCAGAGGGACUACUUCGGGGCGCACACCUACGAGACGGUCGACAUGCCCGGCUCAUUCCACACCGAGUGGUACAAGAUCGCCAACUCAAAGAUCUAAGCUGCUGCUGCUGCUGUUGCUCUACCAAGAGACGGCCCGUCAGGUUUCGUCUUCUCGGUCCUGCUUUCUCAAGUUUGCUUUAUGAGCAGAACCACUGCAUGUUGCUUGUUUUUUGUGUCAUAUGAUUCUCAGGAAAUUCUGUUGCUAUCUCUUGUGUCUAUGGUAGUAUGUGAAGAUCUAAGCUGCUGCUGCUCUGCUGAGCAGACGACCCAGCACGGGCUCAUCUCCUCGGCAUCUUUGGUUGCUGCCAGUCACGAGUCCUUUUCCUGUAGGGGAGCAAUUGUCGUUUAAUUUUUAUUAAUUGAGUAAUGAGUCCUGUAUUUAAUUUCUACAACUACAAGGAGAUCACAUAUAUACUCUCCAGUCUCCACUACUUCCAUGUGAUUUCAACCCUGGAGGGAAGACAUUGUUAUUCGUCGGAUCUCCCCCGAUGAUUAUUCUGAAUUAGUUUGAAUAAAAUGUGUUUUUACCAACCUGUGUUUGAUAGCCAGUGAUCCUGCUGUCUCAAGGCUGCUUUAUGAGCAGAGCCGCUGCCUGUUGCUUGUUUGUUGUGUCCUAUGAUUCUGUUUCUAUCUCUUGUGUCUAUGGUAUGUGACAAGUCCUUUUUUGUUUGGAAGAUAAGUCAUGUUUGCCUACCCUGUAUCUUUUUUUCUUUUGUACUGGAUCAUGUACAGUACUACAAUUCUUGUGUUACAUAGUCAAGUUGUGACACACACUGUCAAAAGAAAGUUCCAACUAUGAGCAUAAGUAAUCAUGAAAGGGUUGGUAGUACUAGCCUCCAUGUAGUUCAAAGAUCAAACCUAUGGUAGAGAAAACGUGUUUUACCGACAAGAACAGAGUCCAAGUUCUGUAGGAACUUUGUUCGAAACCGGCUCAUUUCGACAAAAUAUUACCGUACUUCGCGCCAUCAAGUUUCAUCUGAGAUCGACCGAUUUAUAUUCGGAAGUAACUUCCACCCAUCAUCGCUGGAGUGUAUACAUGAUGAACUCAACUGUCCUUGAUUGUCAAUCAUCGGCACUCAGUCGGAUCGGGCCGUCUCCUGGUGUGUGUCGGGCAAAGACAACUCUUCUUUGGAGUACACAAACCGAGCACGAAGGCGUAUUUUGCAUGAUGGAGAAGCUGCGGAGGUGGUUUGCUACUCUGCUUCCUCUCUCGGAUUGUUUCCUUCUUGACUGGCGCGCAGCAAUCCAACCUUGGCGUGGUCUACCUGCAGAGAAGAUGGGUGCCAAAAAAUGAAACAAAAGAGCAACAUUUUAAUUUUGAUAGGAUCAUGGAAAGCUUUUUUGCGAUUCCAUGGUUUGGCGAAGACAAUAUGCACAACAUAAACUCACUCAAGGGCAUGUCACCUUGCCGGUGAAUGCACCAUAUCUUAACUCAAAUGAAGUGACAGAGAAAAAAAAUAAGAACAAUCAGUGAAUUUUAAGGAAGAAAAUAAACCAAGGUUCCAGCCCAAUAAAAAAACUAAGGUCCUAAAUAUCGUAAGUCGGCACAUAGUAAAGCAUUAUAU
This is a messenger RNA of Triticum urartu, 2065 nucleotides long. The record is from RefSeq and is a predicted model, not a curated record. NCBI's taxonomy places the organism in Eukaryota, Viridiplantae, Streptophyta, Magnoliopsida, Poales, Poaceae.